Molecule: messenger RNA, 1172 nt
Organism: Prunus mume (Japanese apricot)
Lineage: Eukaryota; Viridiplantae; Streptophyta; Magnoliopsida; Rosales; Rosaceae
Product: pumilio homolog 18-like
Biological process (GO): post-transcriptional regulation of gene expression
Cellular component (GO): cytoplasm
Molecular function (GO): mRNA binding
Source: RefSeq, a predicted model, not a curated record
AUGGGGACUCAGUCAAGCUUUAACAAUGAUGGAUGCCAUGGUGAUCAGAUAUUUAAGCUGCGAUCUUAUGCCGAUAUAGCUCGACUCGCUAUGACGCAAACCGGAUCACAGAGCUUAAUAAAUAUCAUGGUGGCUUCUAAGGACCCAUUCGCUAAGGAUAUGAUUUUUACUGGGGUUUUCGGUUCCAUAUUCGAGGUGAUGAAUGACUCACAUGGAUACUAUGUUUUUGGGAAGCUUAUUGAAUCAUGCAAUUACGAUCAGUUAAGACACAUUGUAGCACUGAUGACUUUGAAUACUGAAUCACUUGUCAGCAUAUCAACCAGCAAAUUUGGAUCAAAAUCAAUUCAGAGGCUUGUCAAGGUGCUUGAGAAAUCACCCUUGAUUUACACCUUGACAUUAGCUCUAUCCAGUGUAUUGGGGCCACUGAUGACCAACCGAACAGGGUCGUUUGUUAUAUUGAAGUGCUUAAACCUCCUUGACACACAGAAAAAUGAGAAAAUAUACGAAACUGCUGAAAGGCUUUGCAUCACUCUGGCCCAGAAUGAAAAGGGAUGCAUAUACUUGAAUGAGUUCAUCACCUACAGUAAAACUCCAUACAGAGAGAGACUCAUGAAUGAAAUCUCAAGCAAAUCAAAACUCCUUUCUCAGGAUCCUUCAGGGAACUUUGUUGUCCAGCACGUCCUGGGACUCCAUAACCCUGUCUUCUCUGCAAAGAUAUGCUUUGAGCUGAGGGAUCUGUACGUAAAGCUCUCUUCACAAAGAGGUGGGAGUCAUGUUAUAGAGAAAUGCUUGAACUCUUCUGAGACGGAUUAUGUAGUAAAUGCUUUUCUCAAGUAUGAAAAACUGUCGCAAAUUGCGCGGGAUCAAUUUGGAAACUACGUGAUCCAAACAGCAUUGAAGGCCACAAAGCGUGCAAAUAGUCCCCUUUAUAAAAUGCUUUUAGCAAAGCUCAAACAAAAUCGGAAUGAACUCAUGAGUGGAUUUGGAAGGAAAGUGCUGAGUUUCAUUGACAGCGGCGUCCCCCUAGACUAACUAUGAUUGAUUGAUUGAUCUCAUCAGGAGGAGCUCAAUUUCAAAGAAACUGUUAGUGUUAGUGUUAUGUUGUUGUUGUUGAUGUUGUGCAAUUUUGUUUGUUGUCUUUUAAAAGCCUCAGGAGUCAAAAGGUUAGAGCC